UGCCAUAUGCAUAACGUUGUAAGUGCCACUUUUUCACAAAUGCGGAUUAUAUGCUAAAUAGAUAGUAUGUGCCAUGCUUUACUUGCACAAUAAAAUUUAUAUCGAUGGCGCUUUGUCCAGCGGCGAUGUAAGGAAUUACAUAUCAAAACGUAGUAAGUGCCAACGAACAGCUGCUUAUUUAUCAUAACCUAGCAAAGCUUUUUAAGCGGUGUUCGGGUGUACUGUUUUCGAUAAAAAAAAUGGAUAUUCCUGAAGAAAUACGUGCCAAAAAAAGAAAAUUUACUGGGAAUGUAAGAGAAGAUGUAAAACGCAAUAAAAACUCUGGAAGUCCAUACCAAACUCUAAAACAAAAGCGACCAAUACCCGGCAAACGCUUUUGUGAACAGGUGAAGUGCAGCUGUCAGUACUCUUGUAAGCUAAUUACUGUUGCUGCAAGAAAAAGAGUGUUUGAGCAGUUUUGGAAAUUGGCAGAUUAUAAUGAGCAGCAGAACUUUUUACGUUCCCUUAUUCGACCUACUUUAAUCAAACGUAGAAGACAUGGAAAUUACGAUAAUCCCAACCAGAGCAGACGACAACACUCUUUUAAAUAUUUUCUACCACUUCCAGGAGAAUCCGAAGUUCAGGUAUGUAAAAGUACCUUGUGUUUAACUUUGGCUAUUACACAAAGAAGAUUGGAGAUACUUAGUCAGCGAAUACUCUCCUCCGGCAUAUCUGUUCAAGACAAACGAGGUGGUAAACGUCCUGCUAGAAACAACACCCUAUGGAAACAAAAAAUUAUUGAUUUUAUUGCGUCAAUUCCUAGCAGAGAAAGCCAUUACAGUCGAGAAAAAGUUACAAACCGGAGAUACCUUUCUGAAGAUUUGAAUGUACGUAAGCUAUAUAAUGCCUUUCUUGAAAAGCAUCGGCUUGAUGGAACAAAGCCCCCAGUCUCCCGACAAUGGUUUAAUGAAAUUUUUAAGAAAGAAUUCAGUUUAGCCUUCGGAGCCCCAAGAGUGGACACCUGUCCUACUUGCGACCAGUACAAAAUUUCAAUAGCUGCUAGUAAGACUCCCGUAGAAAAAAAAGAAUUCGAACUAAAGCGCGAUUUACAUCAACGUAAAGCAGAGAGCGCUCAAAAAAUGAUGUCACAAAACAUAGUAGAUUGCAAAAGUCCUCAGUCUGAUGUAUGUGUGCUGUCUUAUGAUUUACAAAAGCAGCUAUAUAUUCCAGCAUUGACUCAUACUCAGAUGUACUAUAGUCGGCAGUUUACUUGUAUUAAUCUGGGAAUACAUUUUGAAGAUGAAGGGAAAGGUUUUAUGUACCUGUGGGAUGAAACAGCUGGAAAACGAGGAUGUAACGAAAUCGGUAGUUGUUUGUAUGAUUACGUUACAACUCAGCUUAAUACUACAAAGCGAAAAUUGGUCCUAUGGUCCGAUAACUGCGGAGGGCAGAAUAAGAACCAGGGUAUUUUGGCUGUCUAUAUUACCCUGGUAGCCAAAGGGUACUUCGACGAGAUAGUGCACAAAUUUCCGCAAAGUGGCCACACAUUCCUAUCAUGUGAUCGGGACUUUGGCUGCAUAGAAAAAGCCAAAAAAAGUCUUAAGCCUGAAGUACCUAUGGAUUUGGUGCGUAUAAUGGCAAGUGCUCGUUUGAAAAAUCCAUUUGUAAUUAAAUGCACCACUAGAUUUUUUAACUGGAUGGAAAUUGCAAAAACUACCCUAGUAACCUCCACCCUGGGCAUCUCGCAAGCUGUUAUGCUGAAAAUAUCUAAGGACAACUUAGGGCAAAUUGAAGUUAAAACGUCGUACUCGGACGUCGCACCAUGGCGCAAAGUGGGUGUGUUUAAACCAAAGGUUACAUCACAAAAUUUUGAAAAUUUAAACAUUGAACUGGUGGAACAGGCACCCCGUAAAUGGAACAAAGAAAAAAUUAAAGAAAUUAGGAGUAUGAUCCCGUUUAUAUCACCCGCAAAUCAAGACUUUUAUCAAAAUCUGGUGGAGAGUCAGGAGGCCCUACAAAAUGAAUAAAAAUAAGUUUCAACUUAUAGGUUUAUAAGAACCUCUUUUGUAUUAGCAUUAUAUUAUUAACAUUGUAUUUCACAAACUGUUUUGUAUAUUAGUAAAGGCGUUAGAAAAACAAUACGUGUUGAUCUUUUGUUUAAAACGUGAUUUUUAAUCCAUUAUACAUGUGCAACUUUAUUGGCACAUACUACGUUUUGAUAAUUAGCGGCCAAUAACAAAUUUAUUACCAAUGUUUUCAUUAAAGUAUGUGUUUUAUUACUUGCCUAUAUCUAAAAUGAUGUCAGUAAUAGCCACAAAUAUUUUGUAUUUCUUAGUAAGGUAAAACAAAACAUAAUAAUGCGCCUCCUGUAAAAUUUAUAAAAUUGCACAUACCACUUUUUGCAUAUGGCACGCU
This is a messenger RNA of Sitophilus oryzae (rice weevil), 2394 nucleotides long. RefSeq lists its product as uncharacterized. NCBI's taxonomy places the organism in Eukaryota, Metazoa, Arthropoda, Insecta, Coleoptera, Curculionidae. Bases 240 to 2006 code for a protein of 588 amino acids. The record is from RefSeq and is a predicted model, not a curated record. The transcript has 2 exons.